This is a messenger RNA of Bursaphelenchus xylophilus (pine wood nematode), 4191 nucleotides long. NCBI's taxonomy places the organism in Eukaryota, Metazoa, Nematoda, Chromadorea, Rhabditida, Aphelenchoididae. The record is from the annotation of a GenBank genome assembly.
AUGCUUUUGGCACAACAAUCCGACUGUUUUGAGGCCGAAUGGGCACCCGCGUUGGAGAUUGUUCGAAAAUUGUUGGAACGUCAGGUGAGCCGGUUUUAUUCAUCUGUUCUGAGUUUUAGAAUGUCACCAAAACUGAAUGGCAAGACCUGUUCGCAAUAAAUAAUCGAAUUACAUCAUGGGUGCCAAACGGGUCUUCAUUGUUGUUGCGAGCUUUGGAAGAGGUCUUGCGGAAUCAUGUUGAAAACGCAGCGCAGGUAGGAAUGGGUUUUUUCUUGCUCUCCAAAGAGGUUGCUGGUUUGUUUACGGCUCAGUAGGUCUUAUUUUUAUUGUACUUGCUGAUCUGAUGGCCCUUUUCGAAAAUCUAUCGAAAGUGGAUGGUUUUCCUCAAAUUUUUAGACGGCUUUAUUAAAAUCGAGGAAGUGCAAGCUGGCAGAAAGUUGUUUUCAUCUUUCCGUCGACUUUUUCGACGUUCGAUGGCUCUUUGACCCUUAUCUUUGUUAUACUUGUCCAUUUUAAAAUUCUAUCGCAAUUUCGUCGAAAAUAAGCUAAAAUUCUGUCUUUCUUUUAGCGAAUCCAUCAAAACCAAUCGGAUGCGGAUCUCUUGAAGGCGUAUGUUCACGAAUGGUCAAACUAUUCCGUUCUGAUUAUCCAUCUUCCGACUCCGUUUGCGUUUAUCGAAAGAGGUGUGAUCCGGCCGGCGGUGGGGAUCGCCCGAGUGGAAGGCCGACAUGCAGAGACUCUAUUCACUGUCCGAAAUGUCAUGUACACCUUGUGGAACGAGACGGUUUUUGAGAGCAUCUAUCAGCGACUCCUUUCGGCGGCCAAUCAUUUGAUUUCCGAAGAGCGAAGUGGACAAUCGGCCGUAUCCAAGUCCGAGCUGGUGGUCGGAGUGCGUGAAGGCUUUGUCAAUGCGGGUCAUGGAGACUCUUGUUCGUUGUUGUUGUACAAAAAGUUCUUUGAGACACAAUACAUCACGUCGCUUCAGCAGUUUUACAAAGAACGUGCUAAUCAGGUAAGAAUUUUAGAAUUUGUUUUUCUUCUGGUUUUUAGGACUGAUGGAAAUGCCUCGAAGUUGAAAAUAGUUUGUCUACCUAUUAUUGUGGAUUCCCACGACAAAAUUUAUGGAACUCCAUUCCAUUUUCACUAUCAAAAUGGCUCGGAUAUUACCUUAGGCAAUCAAUUUUUUUUCAAAUGAAAUUUUCGGAGAGACCUGAGCUAAUUUUGUAAUUUCUGAUGCUUAUAACUGGUUUAUAGACUUAUCAUCGUUCAUAUUUAAGAAUUUUUUGAGCAAAUUUUAGUUCCUCUUUCGGACUCUUCAAAAACAUGAUUUUAGGUCCUAAAAGAUGGUGGAAUCCUAAAUUAUAUGGCGUAUGCCUUUGAGAAAGUCCAAGAGGAGGAAGAUCGCGCUAAGAAAUAUCUGGAUCCAUCUUCGUACGAACGGUUGGUCGAGGCUUCUGUCAAAAUUUUGGUGGUCGACUAUCUGGAAGGAUUACUGGCUGAAGGAGCUUCGUUGAUCCAGAAAAAUGAUGUGGAAAGUAUGUUAUAUUUAGAUUGUACUUGUUUUUUUAGAUCUAAAACGAAGAAUUUUUUGUAGGAUUUAUAUUGUACUUGUUUUAGGACUUCGGAUGUUGUAUGGGCUUGUGACAAAGACCGAAAAUGGAGUGAAACCGCUGCUAAAUACACUGGCCGAUCAUAUAAAGAGCGAAGGACUCAAGACUAUGAAGGAGAAUGCCGCGACGGUUGUCAAUGUGAGUUAUUUUGACUUUUUUGUUGUUGUUUUAGGUCUAAGAAGCAACAUCGAAGUUCGAAAGAAUAAUGCGUGGCUUUCAGGACUCGGAAAAGUAUGUUGAACAGCUACUGGGCAUGUACGAGCGAUUUUCCAAGCUGGUACGUGAAGCUUUUUGCGACGACUCCCGGUUCUUGACGGUCAGAGACAAAUCCUUCCAAGAUGUGAUCAAUAACACCGAAGUUUUCAAAUUGGAACUGGUCGUUAGCAAACAGAGAGGAGGACGAUUGCCCCCUGAAUCGAAAUGCCCGGAACUUUUGGCCAAUUACUGCGAUUUGUUGUUGAGAAAAUCGGCGCUGACCAAAAAAUUGUCAUCCGAAGAAAUUGAUGAAAGACUGAACAAAGUGGUGAGUUCGGAAAAAAAUUUUUGCUUGUUUGACUGUUAUAUGGUGUAACGGGUUGUAAAAUUUCAGUUAUUGCUCCUAAAAUACGUUAGUAACAAGGAUGUUUUCAUGCGGUACCAUAAGAACCAUCUGAGCCGAAGGUUAAUAUUGGAGUUGACUGCAGAUCAGGAAAAGGAAGAGAACUUGGUGAAAAUGUUUAGAGUGAGUUUUUGGGAUGUAACAGGGAACUGGGACGGUUGGGGCCAAAACAGAGACAUUUAAAAAACAAAAAAAUGUUUUUUAGGUAACAAAAACUUCAAAACGGCAAAUUUUGAGCUUUUUUCCCUCUCAAAUCAACCCUGUUUCGCGGAGUUGGACGAUUGGGGAAACCGAAAAGUAUUGUUUUUCUUCGAUGCAAGUGUCGAAAUUAGGAUAAUCGAGGGUGCUGAUUUUGAAAAUGACAUUUGUUUUUUUUGAUCUUUACUUUUUUUCUUACGUAGUACUGUAAAGUAAAAUUUUUUUGAAUUUUUUCAUGAAUACUCGACUUAUUGGUUUUCGAUGGUGCUGCUUUCAAAUCAGAAAAAUGAAUAAGAUUUUUGAAAUCAGAACCAUCGAAAAAUCCGAAAUCGAGUAUUUGUGGAAAAAAAUCAAAAAAUUACUACUUUACAGUACUACGUAAGAAAAAAGUAAAGAUCAAAAAAAAAACGAAUGUCAUUUUCAAAAUCAGCACCCUCGAUUAUCGUAACUUCGGCACUUGAAUCGAAGAAAAAUAAUGCUUUUCGGUUUCCCCAAUCGUCCCUUCCCUAAUCGUCCAACUCCGCGAAACAGGGUUGAUUCGAGAAGGGAAAAAGCUCAAAAUUUUCCGUUUCGAAGUUUUUGUUACCUAAAAAAAUAUUUUUUUGUUUUUUUAAAGUCUCUGCUUUGGCAUUUUCUUCAUUUUUAUCACGAUUUAUUGAUCGUUUCCCAAAUUCCAGGACAAUGGAAUGCCCACCGACUACGUGAAUCGCCUCUACCGGAUGCUGCAGGACAUUGAAGUGAACAAAGAUCUCUCCACCGCGUUCAAGAAGUCGAUCGGAGCGAAUAACAACAUCCGCAAUACAGCUGAAAACAUCAAUCUCAAGAUUUUGAAUGCCGGAGCUUGGAGUCGAGGCCGCGAAAAGGCGCAUAUCACAUUGCCGAGGGAGAUCGAAGAAAUAAUCCCCGAAAUUGAAGACUUUUACAAGAAAAAACAUGUGGGAAGAAAGCUGAAUUGGGCGCAUUCCUGGUCCACCGGAGUGAUUGGGUUCCAAAAUGAAGCCGGAAAAUACGAUUUGGAGGUCUCGACCCAUCAAAUGGCCGUUUUAUUCAUCUGGAAUGACCGGCCGAAGGAGAAAUUGUCGUUCGAAACGAUCAGAUUGGCGACGGAAUUGAGUGAUACGGACCUGAGAAGGACUCUGGGGGUGAGUGGGGGGUAAAAAUGAAAAAUUUAUCGGGAUUUUUUGGUCAAAAAUUAAAAAAAUUCUGGUCAAAAAUAAAAAAUUUUUUUUGGGAAAAAAUUAAAAAAAUUUUUGGCAAAAAAUAAAAAAUUUUUUUAUCAAAAAUAAAAAAUUUUUUAGGUCUAAAAUUAAAGUUUUUUUGGUCAAAAAUUAGAAAAUUUUUUUUCAGAGUCUCCUCCAGAACCCCAAAGUCAAAGUGCAGGUGAUGCAGACGGAUUGCAGCCCGCCCAACCCCAAAGAUUUCACGGAUUCGACCUUGUUCUGGAUCAAUCAACAGUUUGCGGUGGUAAAAAAUGACAAACCUCAGCCGAGAGGACGAAUCAACCUGGUCAACCGCCUUGUUGUGGCCGCUGAGAACGUAACAGAGGAGGAGCAUGAGGAUAUCAUCCGAUUGAGGGAGUUCCGCACUCAAGAAGCCAUCAUCAAGAUCCUGAAAACGCACCGCUCCAUGAAUCAGCUGGACUUGCAGAAUCGGCUGAUCGAAAUGCUCAGAAAUAUGUUCGCGCCGUCGAGGAAGAUGAUAAAAGAGCAACUGGAAUGGCUGAUCGAACAACAAUUUAUAGGCAGGGAUCCUAAUGAUAUCACGAAAUUCAAUUAUUUGGCCUAA